AUGGACUGGAUCCCUACAAGUCCCUUGCAGUGGGCGUACGAGUAUUACAAUGUCGACUGGCUGUUUGCCCAGACCCCCUCUGAGAGCAGCUUUGCCAAUGCUUUUGGCCAGGAGGCUGGCAACGCGGGAGACGAGGACAACUUUGUUAUUGAUCAGCGUGGCUACAAGUACAUCUUUGUCCAGGAGGCUCGCGAGAUCUUUGGCCAGAACCUUGAGGACCCUCGUCUUCACCUCAGUACCACUGUCAAGACAAUCGACUACUCGGCCGCCGAAAGUGGCGGAGACAUUGUCGUCACUACCACCGACGGCCAGACUUUCUCGGCUCCUCACGUCAUUUCCACCUUUUCCGUCGGCGUUCUUCAGAACCAGGAUGUCAACUUCGUCCCCAAGCUUCCCGACUGGAAGAAGGAGGCCAUUUUCACGUUUGCAAUGACCACCUACCAGAAGAUCUUUAUCAUGUUCGACGAGCAGUUCUGGGGCCCGGAGCAGUACAUGAUGUACGCCGACCCCGACCAGCGUGGUCGCUACACCGUGUGGCAGAACAUCAACGCUCCUGGAUUCUUCCCGCAAGGCACCACGGCCAACCUUGUAAUGGUCACUGCUAUCGACGACUUUGCCCGUCGCAACGAGAAGCUUACCGACGACGAGGUCAAGGAGGAGGUCUACCAGAUCCUCAAGGAAAUGUACGGCAACGACAUUCCCAAGCCGACGGACAUUCUGGUCCCCCGCUGGACGCUCGACCCCCUGUACCGUGGCACCUACUCCAACUGGCCCAUCGGUGCUACUGACCAGCACCACGACAACCUCGGGGCACCCGUCGGUUCGGGCAACACCUGGCUCCACUUUUCUGGCGAGGCCAUGUCGGCCGAGCUGUUUGGUUACGUCCAGGGCGCUUGGGACGAAGGCCUGAACGCUGCCACCACGGUCGCCGCUUGUCUCGGUGGCAAGUGCCCUACCGUCGACGUGUUCGAAGCCGUCACCACGUGUGCCCAGACCGCGACCGAGUUCACCAGGCGCGAUGUGGGGACUAAGCGCAAGGGCAUGCUCGCUCGCCGCGGUGGUCGCAGGAACAGGAAGUAG
Molecule: messenger RNA, 1080 nt
Organism: Apiotrichum porosum
Lineage: Eukaryota; Fungi; Basidiomycota; Tremellomycetes; Trichosporonales; Trichosporonaceae
Exons: 2
Coding region: 1-1080 (359 amino acids)
Molecular function (GO): oxidoreductase activity
Source: RefSeq, a predicted model, not a curated record